Messenger RNA from Aphanomyces astaci, 407 nucleotides. RefSeq lists its product as hypothetical. The record is from RefSeq and is a predicted model, not a curated record. The transcript has a single exon. The coding region runs from base 1 to 330 and encodes 109 amino acids. NCBI's taxonomy places the organism in Eukaryota, Oomycota, Saprolegniomycetes, Saprolegniales, Verrucalvaceae.
AUGAAAAGGCUACACCGAGGCGCCGCCACCGCCGCCCUGUUGGUGGUAUGCGAAGGAGCGAAACAAGGAACGACGAAAGGGUCGUCGUCCAAGAUGACGAUGGACGACUUUCUGUACAUGCUGGGCAUGCUGCAAGUUGUCAUCAUUGGCCCCAUGGUGCUCUUCUUCGUGGUCAACCUCGUGCGAGAUCCUGCUUUUCUGGAUGUUGUCAAGGGCUUAUGGAUGACAGUGAGGUCGCGAACGUUGUCCGAUUUGAGUGCCAGUGCUCCCGUCCAACAUGCUCCCCCUUCGACGUCGGCUAGGCAGAAGGACCCACGAUACACCAAUUAAGGUCCAUCUUAUAGAAACAUGAUGGUGUCUAUCCAUACUCCACUGUUUGCCCAACAAUGUUAAAAUGUAUGACUUGC